UAAUCUUUUCCGGCAUAAAUUAAAGCGAAGAGAGUCGAUGAUGCGAUGCGAUUGCCGUCCUUUGCCUUUAUUCGAUCGAUACCCCCCACACAUUAUCUCUCCAUUUUAUCUCCUCCCUACCUAGAUGAUUUCGAUUCAAUAAUUUUUUAUAGCUUCUUGUCAAGAUUGAUUGCGUCUGUGUAACGUUGAUAUUUUCGACAGAUCUGGCUUCCCCGCAGCAGCAUACAUUUCAUUGCCUGCGGAGCGAGGAAACUACAGAGGAUUUUGGACUUUGAUGAUAGAAAUGGACGAUAUGAUAACGAAGCGAAAGGCAGAGGAUGAACUGAUCGAAGUGGCGAAUGAAUUUAAGCGAAGCAAGCUGGUGAUCGACUGCACCGCGAAAUCCGAGAACGAACAACAACAACAACAACCGCAACAACAAACUCACUCGCAAUCGCAGAUCGAUGACAAGUCCUCGCCUGUGAAAUCGUCUUCUUGUUCGGAAGACGCUACCGGGGAUCGAAACGACGAUCUAGCGGAUGAUGAGAACAUCGAUGAGGUGCCGGAGGAAGUGUUUAAUGAGGUUAGAGUGGAGGCCGUGGAUAAAAAUACGCAAAUCUGGCUCGAAUCCAAGCAGAACAUGCGAUUUUUCAAGGAGGAAUACGUUGGCCUUUGAUGGUGUUCUGUUUUCGCCGGGAUGAAACAGAGGCUUUACCAUUUUAGGGCCUGUUCGUAAGGCGAUGGUCACAUGGAGAGGGGUUAGCGUUUUAAUUUGAGCCUGUGGUCACAUGGAAAGGGGUUAACGCGAUGAUUUGAGCCUGUAGUCACACGGAGCUGGGUUAACGCGAUGAUUUGAGACAGUGGUCACGUGGAAAGGGGGUUAACGCAGUACUUUCAGCCGGUGUUCAUAUGGGGUUGGUGUCUACGCAAUACUUUUAGCUGGGGUUCCGGUGCUCAUAUGGGAAGAGGGUUUAAGCACUAAUUUCUCAACCGAUGGUCACGUUGAGAGGUUUCUGGGAGGGUUUAACGUACUAUUUUCAGCUGAUGUUUUUCAUGAGUUCUUCGCUCAGUUCUGAGAUUUUGCCGUACUCUCAUACAUAAUUUUAACUACACGUGUCCUGUCGUUUGAAGAUAAAACGUUUGCGGUGUAAAUCUCUUGAGAGUGGGAACUCCAUUAUCUGAUACUGAAACAAAGGCAGAAGCACAAUUAGAUGAAAAGGUUUCGAGGCAGGUAGAUCCUUCAACGGAUGUUGAACGCAAGGCAGAGCUACAACCAGAUCUGCUUUGCUUUAGGAUUUCAAUGGACACAUCUGAAAUGUGUGAUGAGGAGGAAGCUCAAUGGUUUGUAAAACAAGCCUCAAAUUCCCUGAGGGAAAUUGCCUCUCAGGGAGUGUAUGUAAAAUGCUUCUGGUAUGAAGGUCCUAUUCCCCCAGGCAGUAAUGGUGCUCCAUCGGUGUCUUCUGUGGUAAAGAAGAUAAAAGGUCAUGAUGGGAAGAAUUUGGAUAGAAUUCAAGACCGUACUGGAGUAAUCAUAAGUAUGGUUCUUAGUAACAAGGCCAUUAGUGUGGCACAAUCUGGCAAUGCAGAUCUUCCUGGUAGGGUAAUAGGUGUACGUAUCAGAUGUAUAAGAAGAAGAGGAGUUUGUGAAGCAUCGAAGAAGAUUCAACAACUACUUGGUUUGGCAGGAGACUAUUUUAUGAAGGAAACAAAUGUGGAGGUCAAAGAGAAAACUGCCAUUUAUUCUGAUUCGGUGCAUGGUAGCCCAUCAUUGCCUUCAACUGGUGCUGUUAAGAGAAAUUUUGUGGCUAGGUCAGGAGUACAGGGUCCUACAACCAUCUCCCAACCAUUAUAUCCUUCCUCUGAAAAGCAAGAACGCAAAUUUAUGGAUGGGUAUUUGCACAGGGAAGUCCCAGAUUCUCAUAUAUCAAGGCGACCACUAUAUAGAGAAGCCUAUGGGGAGGAUCUCUAUAAGGAUAAUGACGAUACAACAUAUUUAGACUCAAGAAACAAAUCCAAUUUGCUAUAUGUCUACAAUAUGCAGGGCAAUAUGCCAGUCCAGAUGUUGAAAACUAUUUUUCAGAGGGUCUUAUGCGAAAAGCUUGCUCUUCCUUAUACCUGCGAGAUAGUGUUACAGGCAAACUAUGUUUCAGAUCACUCUUAUGCCAUAGUAGAAUUUGCAGCUGAGAGCCUAGUCACUGCUGCUCUUGGCCUCUAUGCUGAGGACAAAACCAUUUUUGAUGGUUUGAAAGUAAGGUUACCCCGAGUAUCAAUCCCUAAGCCAGCAAGGACAAAUUAUUAUAAUGAAUUAAGCACAAAAUCUGUUGACCCAAUUGGAUUCUCUCCCCGUGAGGAGAGGUACAUUCAGAAAGAGCCUUUUCCAUACGGUAGUAGGCGGAAGCCUGAACAAAGAUAUAUUGAGCACGAUUAUAGGCGUGGGAAAGGUAUGCCAUGGUGGGAUGAUGAGACAGUUGAGGAGCCAAAUACUCUCUACUUAACAGAGCUGACUGUAAAUGCAUCCGCGCAAUCUAUCAGAGACCUCUUUGAGGACAUUUUGGCUCAUUAUGUUGGGACUCCGCUUUUGAGUUCUACAGGGAGAAAGUUGGUUCUGGAUGUGAGAUAUGUGCGCACAAAGCAGUGUGCAUUUGUGGAUUUAGCAACCCCUCAGCUAGUUGACUUCAUGCUAGAUUUGCAUUCUCAAAGACCAGAGCUUUUUGACUACAUGAAAAUGGAAAUAGGUAACAAGUACAUCUAUGAAAACAGGGAAGAUAUGGGCAGGCCUGACUGGGUACACCAUGACAUUAAAGCAGGCCGAUAUCCUAUCAAAUCCAGAGGAAAUCCACAUUUGGAAAGAGAUGCUGAACCAAUUGGUGCUUAUGGAUACUUGGAAAGGAAUGCUAAGAGAAUGAGAAAUUUUGACUUCGGAGAAGAAUCUGAUGAAUACCAUCGAGACAAACCUUUUGAUUUCAGGAAGCGUCCCAAAUCUGAUCCCGAGAAAACGGUAUUUGCUCAUGGUUUCCCACCAAGUGCGACAGGGGAAAUGAUUUGCCACAUUUUUGAAAGCGUUCUUCGUGAAAAUGUCAAGGGACUUAUGCACGAUGAGAUUGUUACUGAGGUGCGAGUACCAUCCCACUAUUAUGCCUUUGUUGUAUUUGCCACGGAGGAACUCACCCGCUUGGCGCUUCAGUUGUACGCACAGGAUAAAGAAAUAUUUGAUAAAAUUCGACUUAGACCUCACAUAGAUUCUCAGAUGGAAGGGCGUUUUGGAAAAAGUUUUAAAGAGCAUGACCAUAGCACGCGAGGAAUUGUACGAGGAAUUGAAUUUAGCAAAAAGGAGCAGCAUGGGCUUGAGGACCAUCCUAGCUCUGUGGGUAUCAACAGCAAAAGUCAGCAAUGGAUAGAUGUCAACUCUAGUAGUGAACGGCUUAUCCACACCUCUGUCAGCCAUUAAGUUUAUAUAACCGGAAGGAAGUGAGAGACAUAUAUGAACAUAUGUGGUAUAUCUGCAAUUUGCUCGUGACUGAAUUAGAUUGCGGACUUUGUCUAUAGUUUGUAAUGUGACCGUAAGUUGCUAACUUUGUUGACUUUUUCCUUCAGGAUAUGUAACUUUGCAGGGCCAGAUUUUAAGCAGUCUUCGACCAUGCAUGGAUAGAGUGAUUCACAUAUGUUUCCUGCAAUUAUAUUCUGUAAAAGCUUCACUCACCAGUUUAUGCAAUUCAGAUGACUUGCUUUAAUGCUGGUGUUAAAGAACUGUGUUCCUGAAUUAGGUACAUCUUUUAUGUGGAGAUUGCUCUACACGGGGAAACAAAGGAGAUCAAUUUGUCUAAUGUGACGAAAUAAUAAAAGUCAAAACAAUAUAAGCCACUGAUUUGCAGUUUGCACUGUAAAGGCACAUUUUAUACCUGUAGUACUAACAACUUCAGUUGCUCAUCUUAUAUGUACAUGUUACUUUAUUCAAUGACACGUGUUUUUCUUUUUUUUUGAGAAA
This is a messenger RNA of Cryptomeria japonica (Japanese cedar), 3964 nucleotides long. RefSeq lists its product as uncharacterized. Gene Ontology annotation, molecular function: nucleic acid binding. The coding region runs from base 1280 to 3427 and encodes 715 amino acids. The transcript has 6 exons. The record is from RefSeq and is a predicted model, not a curated record. Lineage: Eukaryota; Viridiplantae; Streptophyta; Pinopsida; Cupressales; Cupressaceae.